AUGCAGCCCCGACGUUGGCUGAUCGUUGUGGAAAGCAUUGCGCUAAAGCUUGUGUUCGGAAUUUUGCCGUUAAAUUUCGAUUGUCGAAGCAAACGGUUUAGGAAGCGGUUAGCAAAUGUAAUGUUCUGCGUCGUGUUCUUGGUGCUGUUUGCCGUUCUGGGACCGUUCGUUUGUGUUGCGCUGUACACAAACAACUUGAGCGCGGAAAAUUCAAUCACCAAGCUGCUUGGCGCUGUUCAGUUUACGUUCAUUUACCUCGUUAUAUUGGUAGUGCAGGUUAUGUUUAUUGUGAAGAAGGAAACCCUGUACGGGCUGUUGAAUGAAAUGUUUGAACUCAAGCACGAUUUGGAAACGGCGCAGAGUCGCACGCUGUCGGGGUUCAGUAUGUACUCGCUGAUGUUCUUGAAAAUCCUACUACUGGAUUUCACUGUCUCACUGUCAUCGCUCGUUUCGUUUGAGGAAGAUAUCCCCAAACUUGCCCUGAGUUCGGUGCUGUUUUACGCCAUGAUGCACUUCGUGUCGAUAAUCGAAAAUUUAAUCCUACUCGGGCUGGCGAUCUGUGGCACGAUGCAAGUGAUGAUAAAUACAAUUGUGAAGCAGUUGGCCCGUCGCCCGAUAUGGUCGAAGCAGGCGUCGGCACCGAGUUUGGUGCAAAUGUACAUGGCACAUUGUAGAAACGAGGAAAUAGUGAAGAAAUUCAUGGACACCCUGAACUUCCCAACGCUGAUGCUAACCGGGUGGUACUUUUUCAUGAUCAUUUUCGCGGUCUACUACAUGUACGUGUAUGCGUUUGAAGCAUCCGAACGGGGCAUGAAAUGGGAUGAGGUUAAAGCAUGUAUGGUUCCCUUCAUAUACUUGCUGUAUCAGUGCGUACAGCUGUAUCUGCUCAUGUUGGUGCCCUCGGUGUACACCGAUCGGGCUAAAAAGAUGAUGCGACUACUAAAUCUGGUCUGCGCCAACCAGCCUCACCACCACGCUCGUCAGGAUCGUUUGAUCGAGCUGCUCAUGGUGGACUGUUUGCAGCGUAAUUAUUCCAUCAGCAACUACGGCAUGUACGCCAUCAAUCGGGCCCUCUUGUUUGGGAUGAUAGCAACGAUAACCAGUUAUCUGAUCAUACUCAUACAGUUCCAUAUUCAGGAAUAUAAAUAA
Messenger RNA from Anopheles marshallii, 1149 nucleotides. RefSeq lists its product as uncharacterized. Gene Ontology annotation, biological process: sensory perception of taste. Lineage: Eukaryota; Metazoa; Arthropoda; Insecta; Diptera; Culicidae. The transcript has 4 exons. Gene Ontology annotation, cellular component: dendrite; neuronal cell body; axon. Bases 1 to 1149 code for a protein of 382 amino acids. The record is from RefSeq and is a predicted model, not a curated record.